This is a messenger RNA of Saprolegnia diclina VS20, 2092 nucleotides long. RefSeq lists its product as hypothetical. The record is from RefSeq and is a predicted model, not a curated record. Lineage: Eukaryota; Oomycota; Saprolegniomycetes; Saprolegniales; Saprolegniaceae. The coding region runs from base 59 to 2023 and encodes 654 amino acids. The transcript has a single exon.
GCAAAACCGAACGUCAACGAAGGCGACGAAAUAGCCACGUGCCAAAAUCGAUUGGCCCAUGAACAGCCCGACGCAAGCCUUCGUUUCGUCCAUACGCCACGAGCGCUGGCGCUCCAAGCUCCGCAAAUGGUACCAAUUUGUGGUCACGAUCGCGGGCUUGUGUGUCAUUCUCUUGAUCGCGGGCGACGCAACAGCCAACAACUGGGCGAUCAGCAACUUUCUUGGCGGCGGGUACUUUUUUCUGACGCCAAUCGCGUCAGUGCAGUCGCUCGCGCAGCUCAGCACCAAGUACAGCUUUGCCAAGAACCUCGGCGUCGACAACUUGUCCAACUUGGGCCAGUGGAUGUCCAACUUUUCGGUUGUCAACAUGGUCACAAAAAGCAACAAGAUCUACGUCAUCCAGACCGGCGACAUUGCGCUCACGCCCAAUUCGGUCUUGUGCCCGAUCUUCAAGUCGACGUACGCUGUGGAUGUCGCCGUCUCGAGCAAGGUCAAGCUCGCGCUCAUGUCGGAUGCCGUCACGUUCUUUCGGGGCAACGCCGUGACCCACUUUUUCUCGGACGAUGCAACGGCGAACCUCGGCAAUGCCAACCUCACUGCCGACGAGCUUCUCGCUCGCAACUACAUUCCGGGACGAACGACCGUCGAUAAACGCUUCACGACUGAGAUUGCACUUGUCAACUCGAGUUUGCCCCAAACACAUCGUGUCAACUACUACCGCAUCUUUAGCCGAUCGUUCUGCUCGGGCUGCGACCCUGUCGCCGAGCUCGGGUACUCGGUCUGCAACAUGACUAUGGUGUACAAUGACACGGCCAAGACACUCACGGUCACCGACUCGCGCUUUUUGCCCGGAUCGAUGUUCAAGCUCGGGUUCGUCAUGCCCAACAGCGCAUUUGGUCAAGUCGCGCUGGCCGCCAAGAUCACGGCCAUCGUGUUUGCCGUCUUUGGGUACCUUGCGAGCCGCCGCACAGUUCAGUGGCACGACGUGGACCCGACCAAAGCCGAGUCGGUCGUGACGCGCGCGAUGCGCAGCGUGCUCCCCAAGGUCUUCCGGCACCAGAGCCACGCGCUGCGCUUUGAUAUGUUUUGCUACAACUCGGACCUCUUUGUGUUUUUGUAUGCGGCGAGCGUCCUCAUCGACAUCCCCAACUGCCUAUUGUACAUGCGCAACGUCAACUUGUACACAAUGUACGCACCGCAGUUCCUCUACUCGCUGCAGCUCUUUUCGCUGUCGACGCGGCUUCUCUGGGUCAACUGCGCGAUUUUGAAAGGGUGCAAGAUCCUCUGGAACCUCCUUGGCGUCGCAACCUUCAAUGGCGAGAGUGCCGUCAUGCGCUUCUUCAACUGGAGCAGCGUCAAAACGCUCUACUUCUCUGCGAUCCUGCUCUUUUACGUGCCGCCGUUCAUCGAGUACAAUAACUCGGUGACCAUCGACGUACGCAACUCUGCCCAGCGCAUCGACGGUAUCUGCAUCAACGUCUUUGACGGCUUCUACAUGCGCGUCGCGUCGUCGAUCACCACUGGCUUGAUCGCCAACGUCUUGAUCAUGACAGCGCUCGACCAUCUGAUUUUUUUCAAAUUUUGGCGCAUCAUGACCCGAAACUCCCUCGCGCGCCAAGCCAUCUUCAACAGCACUUCGAUUCUUUGCGACUACCUCGACGAUGUGAUGCCGGAUGAGGCCGCGACCGGGGCCGUGAUUAUCGUGACGGCGCGUCGGCUUAGCACCCUGCAUUGGUUCUUUACGAGCCACUUGGUGUGCUUUGGCUUGCCCGAGAAGGGGCUGCGGGCCAACAAGAGCAAAGCCAUCACCGUCAAGACACCGCAGACGUCGCCCCACAAGCCGCUAUCGUCGGCAUCGGCUGUCGUGCCCGAGGCGAGUGCCGCUGCAAGCAGCGACGCGGGCUGCCUUGUCGUGCAAGACGGCGACUGCAACCUGUAUCUCCUUGACCACAAGUACACGGCCAUCACGAGCCUCGCGUUCAACAUCAAGAUUCUCAAAAACACCACCAUCACCGUCCAGUAGCGCCCGAGUCUCGCUAAAUUGCUCAAGUUCUAGUAGUGAAUAUCUAUAAUACAUAGUUGCUUUGACAAA